Messenger RNA from Colossoma macropomum (tambaqui), 2532 nucleotides. Its product is annotated as protocadherin alpha-2-like. The record is from RefSeq and is a predicted model, not a curated record. The transcript has a single exon. Gene Ontology annotation, molecular function: calcium ion binding. Gene Ontology annotation, cellular component: plasma membrane. Lineage: Eukaryota; Metazoa; Chordata; Actinopteri; Characiformes; Serrasalmidae. Gene Ontology annotation, biological process: homophilic cell-cell adhesion. Bases 115 to 2532 code for a protein of 805 amino acids.
AUAGCCAAGCUUCGCUGUAGACUGAAUAUAAGAAAAAGAAUUAUAAUGAUGGAAUUAUUGAAAGAUUGAUUACGAGACGUGAGUGUCGUCCUGUCUAAUGCUUCUCCUGCCGCAAUGGUCUCUCCCGGACAAAGAAAGAGGCUGUGGACUUUAUGCUUCGCACCGCUUUGCUUCUUGGAAUUGUGCGCUGCGCAGAUUUUGUACUCCAUUUCGGAAGAGAUCAGUAAAGGGACAUUUGUAGGAAAUAUCGCAAAAGAUUUAAACAUUAACGCGCAUGAGCUGGAGUCGAGAGGACUGCGGAUCGUAUCGGGGCACAGUAAGAGGUAUUUUGAUGUGAAUUCGAAAACGGGAGUGCUCUUUGUCAAUGAGAGGAUAGACAGAGAGGAGCUGUGUGGUAAUGCAGAAAAGUGUUCGGUGAAUAUAGAAGCUAUUCUUAGCAACCCUAUGCAGCUUCACAGAAUAGAGUUGAAUAUUUUGGACAUAAAUGACAAUGCGCCAUCUUUCCAUGAAAUGCUGUACACGCUUAAUAUAACCGAGUUAACGUAUGCUGGAGAAAGAUUUCCAUUACCAGUAGCAAGCGACGCAGAUUCGGCUAGUAAUUCUGUUAAGAGCUACAAGCUGAGCCCAAAUGAACACUUCUCUCUGGAUGUGCAGAGUGGUGGAGAGCAGAGUGUAUCUGCUGAGUUAGUACUACAGAAAGCUUUAGAUCGAGAAAAACAGGCUGUGAUACAGCUCAUACUGACUGCGUUAGACGGAGGAAAACCUCCUAGAUCUGGUACACUGCAGAUAGUGAUAAAUGUUGAGGAUGUGAAUGAUAACACUCCUGCUUUCAGUAAACGGCUUUAUAAAGUCCGUGUGGCUGAAAACAGUCCAUUGGGAAGCACUGUAACUAAACUGGAAGCUACAGAUUUAGACGAGGGUGUAAACGGAGAGCUAGUGUACUCUAUAUCAACGAGAGGGAGUUCAAAGAUCUCUGAUCAGUUUGCAAUAGACUCAGUAACUGGUGAAAUUACUAUAAAGGGAAAGUUGGAUCAUGAAGAAAAUCCAGCAUAUGAAAUUCGUGCGCAGGCGAGAGACAAAGGCACCCCCUCCCGAGUGACACACUGUAAAGUGCUGGUUGAAGUUCUGGACGUUAACGACAACGCACCAGAGAUCACUGUAUCGUCUGUGAUGAGUCCAGUAAAAGAGGACUCUACAUUAGGCACAGUAGUGGCGUUAGUUACAGUGACAGAUAAAGACAGUGGAAAAAAUGGAGAGGCUAAAGCACACGUUUCAGAUUCUGUUCCAUUUAAGCUGAAACCAUCCUACAAAAAUUACUAUUCGUUAGUUGUCGAUGGUCCUUUAGACAGAGAGAGAACAUCUCAGUAUAACAUUACUAUAACAGCUACUGAUGAGGGAACCCCACCACUUUCCAACACCAGUUUUAUUAUUGUGGAUGUUUCUGAUGUGAAUGACAACCCGCCGCGCUUUCCAGAGCCCGUCAUUAAUGCUUAUGUGAAAGAAAACAGUCAGAUAGGAGCUGUAAUUCAUACAGUAUCUGCUUUUGAUCCUGAUGUAGGUGACAAUGCCAGAAUAACAUAUUCGUUGCUAGAAAACUCUAAAAGCUCCUCAGUAACAUCUCUGGUGAACAUAAACUCUGACAGUGGAGAUAUUCACAGUUUACAGUCUUUUAACUAUGAAGAAAUGAAAACGUUUCAGUUUAAAGUUCAGGCCACAGACUCUGGAGCUCCUCCACUGAGCAGUAACGUGAGUGUGAACGUUUUUAUCCUGGAUGAGAAUGACAACAGUCCCGGGAUUCUCGCGCCCUAUUCUGAGCACGGCUCCGUUAACACCGAGAACAUUCCCUAUUCUGCUGAAGCGGGCUACUUUGUGGCCAAGAUCAGGGCUGUAGACGCGGAUUCCGGUUAUAACGCGCUGCUUUCUUAUCACAUCUCUGAACCCAAAGGAAACAACCUGUUCCGGAUCGGAAGCAGCAGCGGGGAGAUCAGGACUAAGAGGAGAAUGAGUGACAAUGACCUGAAAACCCACCCGCUGGUCAUUGUGGUCUCUGAUAGCGGAGAGCCCUCACUGUCAGCUACUGUGUCUAUUGAUGUCGUGGUGGUCGAAAGCACAGGUGACAUCCAGACUCAGUUCAAACACGCUCAGAUAAAGGAGGAGAGCUUCUCGGAUCUAAACCUGUAUCUGCUGAUCGCCAUUGUGUCGGUUUCAGUCAUCUUUUUACUGAGCCUCAUCAGUUUAAUAGCAGUAAAAUGCUGCAGGACAGACGGCAGUUUCAGCAGGUACAGCGCCCCAGUGAUCACCACUCACCCUGAUGGGAGCUGGUCUUACUCCAAAUCCACUCAGCAGUACGACGUGUGUUUUAGCUCCGAUACUCUGAAGAGUGACGUAGUGGUUUUCCCUGCGCCAUUUCCGCCUGCAGAUGCGGAGCUGAUCAGUAUUAAUGGAGGAGACACUUUUACCAGAACACAGACUCUCCCUAAUACAGAGAAGGUAAGAUUAGACCCGUGUAUGUUGCGUUACUGGUGUUUUUAA